Messenger RNA from Monodelphis domestica (gray short-tailed opossum), 1366 nucleotides. RefSeq names its product leucine rich repeat containing 23 (gene LRRC23). The record is from RefSeq and is a predicted model, not a curated record. Gene Ontology annotation, molecular function: protein binding. Lineage: Eukaryota; Metazoa; Chordata; Mammalia; Didelphimorphia; Didelphidae.
CAAUUUAACCCUCCUCCAACUGCUCCUUCGUCCCUUUUCGUCAGACUCUUACAACCGUCUUUGAAAUUCUUCUUGGGUAUUUUGGAGCUGGAAGAGGGGUAUUUAAAGACUUGGGAGUCCGAGAAUUUAGGAUUUGGGAUUUGACCAACCUUCACCUUAAAGAGUCUCGUCUUCAGGAAGGAAGAUGUCUGAUGAUGAGGACUUGGAUGAAUAUGAUCAGGACCAGGAUGAAUCAGAUGAAGACAAAGAUAACAAAGAGAUGGGAGAAGGGGAGGAGAAAGAAGGAGGAGAAGAACUUGAGGAGAUGUUGCUCCCCAAUCCCCUCACAGAGGAGGUAAUGAAAGAAGGUCUCUCUUUGCUCUGCAAGAUUGGCAAUGGACUCUCCCAUGCUUACGUGAAGUUGGAGGCCAAGGAAAAGGACCUCAGUGACAUUUCUCUGUUGUCCUCCUACAUCCACCUGCGUUAUGUGGAUUUGUCUGAUAACCGGCUGGUGGACCUGUCACCCCUCAAUGGCCUGACUCACCUACUCUGGCUCAAGGUCGACAACAACCGGCUAAUAAGUGCCCGAUUGACAGAGUUACCCUAUUUGCAGAUUGCCAGCUUUGCCUACAACCAAAUCACUGACACUGAGGGCAUCCUGCAUCCCAGAUUAGUGAGCCUGGAUCUCAAAGGGAACAACAUCAAGAAAGUAACAGGCCUAGACCCCCAAAAACUGGGGAACUUGCAUACGCUUGAGCUCCGAGGAAACCAGCUGGAGAGUACACAAGGAAUCGAACUCCCUAAGCUAAAGAAUCUCUUCUUGGCCCAGAACCAGCUGAAGCAAAUAGAAGGACUUGAAAACCUGGAGCAUCUCACUACAUUGCAUCUUCGGGACAACCAAAUCAAUACCCUGUCUGGCUUCUCUAGUGAAAUGAAGUCCCUGCAGUACCUCAAUCUUCGAGGGAACUUGGUGGCAAACAUAAUAGAAUUGAUUCAACUUAAGGAAUUGCCCCGACUUCGGGCCCUGAUCCUGAUGGAGAACCCAUGCACAGAUGAAACUGACUACAGGCAAGAAACCCUUGUACAGCUACCCCAACUGGAACGCCUGGACAAGGAUUUCUAUGAGGAGGAAGAACGGGCUGAGGCUGAUGAAAUUAGACAGAGGUUAAAGGAAGAACAAGAGAUUGAUCUAGAUCAAGACCUAUCUCCAGAUCCAGAAAAGGAAGACACAGAUGAUAAUGUCCUCUGAGGUGCCAUCACUUUCUUCUCUCCUCUGGAAAGACCAUAUCCUGAGGCCAUCCUUGGAGGAUGAGGAGCCAUUCAUUCCUCUCCCCCUGGAUCCCAGAAACUGGAAGCUCCUACAGCUCAAGUUCAGGGAAAGGAGUGA